AUGGAUGCUGGUACUGCUCCGGGACAACCAGCUGGCUCGCUGACCGCAGUGUUUACACAGAAAUCGUGUGUCCAACACCGCUACAUACGCUCCCGCGACACGUCCUGCAUUGUGGAACGGCCUGAGCGCCUACGCGCUGUUCAUGUCGGCCUGGCGGCAGCGGUCGCGCGACUGGAGGAGUCGUUCGCUGCCCCACGCGACUCCAACGCCAAAGCAGAACCCAAGGAAGAACGCAGCGACGCGUCGGUCGACAUCCUAAACAAUGCAGCCGUGAAGUUUAUUCAUGGCGACAUUGAAGGAGACGUGUACCUGGAGAACUUGAAGCGGUGGACUGCAGAAAGUCGCGCGAAGAUCGACAAGGGCGAAAGCGAGAUCCCGGAAGGUCUCCCCCAAGGAGAUCUGUACUUAUGCCCCGAGUCGCUACUUGCAAUACAAGGGGCCUUGGGCACCGUCUGUCAGGCCGUCGAUACCGUGGUUGGUAGCAUUCCGGACACUGGAAUCUCGCGCGCCUUUGUCGCGCUAAGACCGCCUGGUCACCAUUGCGGAGAAGACUCACCGUCUGGAUUUUGCUUCGUGAACAACGUCGCCGUCGCCGCCGCUCAUGCGCACCUUAAGCAUGGGAUUAAUCGCAUAGUCGUGCUCGAUAUCGACCUUCACCAUGGGAACGGAACACAGUCAAUCGUCUGGCAGAUUAACGAGGAAUCGUACAGAAAGGCGCUCGAGCAGGAAGCCGGUGCACCUCUAGACAAGCCCGGUCUGCAAGUCUACUACGGGAGCAUCCACGACGUCCUUUCCUAUCCAUGCGAGGAUGGGAAGCUCGAGCUUGUACAGGCCGCCUCAGUGUCGAUCCACGGACCGCACGGUCAGCACAUCGAGAACGUGCACCUCCGGCCGUACAGCUCCGAGAAGCAAUUUCAUGACGAGCUCUACACCGGCCCAUACUCCAAGCUACUCAGCAAGGCCGCCGAGUUCCUCGACGAGACAGGUGGUCCGGGCGAUGAUUGCGGGUUCGACGCGAGCGAACACGAAUACCCUUCCAUGUCUCGACACCAGCGCCACGUCCCGACCUCGUUCUACCGCCGCUUCGCCAACGACACGCGAAGGCUCGCGGAACGCUAUGCCCGCGGGCGCUUGAUCAGCGUGCUCGAGGGUGGGUACAGCGACCGCGCGCUGACGAGUGGCGCCAUGGCACACCUGAUCGGCCUCGCAGAGGCGGAGGGAGCUGCGGUAGACGAGAGCUGGUGGAGUUUGGACAAUCUAACCGAGCUUGAACAAGCCACGAAGAAACGGCGGGGCGGCCGAGUCUCUCAGCCUACCGCACCCGCGCCGUGGCUCGCCCGAACGGUUGAGGUCUUCGCAACCAUCGACUCUUCGCAUCUUGUACCUCCUACAACAUCCACGCGCAACGCGGUCCCGCCCUCUUCCCGAGUGCUCAGGGAGCGCAAGACACCUCAUCUUCCGUCUAAACAGAAGUCAAGCACGUUACCGAAGAGAUCGGACGCGAAGAGGACCGGAGUUAAGGGGGACCUUGGAGUAGAGGUUAUGGUCAAGCAAGAGGAGCCGGAAGGAGAUGAACUAUCCGACGACGCGUCUACGUCCUCGUUGUCUUCGCUUUCGGACGCUCUUGACGAUGAUCAAGCGCCGAAGAGACUACCUCGCGUCAUAUUGAAGCUUGGACCUCGACCCGCCGAUGCCGACGUGUCAUGA
This is a messenger RNA of Fomitopsis serialis, 1707 nucleotides long. Its product is annotated as Arginase/deacetylase. Gene Ontology annotation, cellular component: nucleus. The transcript is spliced from 9 exons. The coding region runs from base 1 to 1707 and encodes 568 amino acids. Gene Ontology annotation, molecular function: histone deacetylase activity. The record is from RefSeq and is a predicted model, not a curated record. Lineage: Eukaryota; Fungi; Basidiomycota; Agaricomycetes; Polyporales; Fomitopsidaceae.